UUUUAUAUGAAUAACAAUCAAAUAAAUCCUCAGGCUACCAGAUGCAAGUUUAUAGAUUGACAACUUGGUAUUGCCGGGGUUUUUGGUAUGGGAAUAUGGAUAGCUUAAUUGUUAAUGAGAUUUAAAAAAAACUCACCCUCACAAACUUUAUAUGCACAAAGAAUGAGACAGAUAAGGUUGAAUUAUGUCAUACCUCCACUCGAGAGUUUCACAAGUAUUAGGUUCCCUGCUGAGAAGCUACAGGCUCGUACAGCCUCUGAUCUGAAAGAAAUAUAGUUGGGAUUUAUGCCAGCUGGAAACUGGGAAGCACAGUGCAUUACUGAGUGCCGGCCAAAUGCUUCGGGGCAACAUAGACAACAUUUUUGCUCUUUUUUUUUUUUUACAGCUUUGUGUGUUUGACAAACACAACUACAGUCUGAUUUAUUUCAUUAUCGUUAUACUUGCUACCGUACAAACUGUACACCACUGAUGCCAGACGUGACAUUUUAGAUGCGUUACCUCGGAAACAAGGAUCAGCUUGCAUCAGUCUGGUUUCUUUCUCUUUCUCCCUCUUAAAUCAGCCCUGCAUCAAACCAUUCAAUAUUGGAUUAUGUUCCCACUACAAAGCUCCUGCACUCUGUUGGUGGUCCAGGUGCUAUUGUCUCAGUUGGUAACUACUGUACGUGCCAGACACUGGAGAAGAAUAGAAUGCCAUGACUACUGCAGCAAACACGCUUUAGGUUGCUCUAUUGCCUAACACACACAAACACACUGUACAGAGAGAUGUAGACAGUAUAAGAGAAACUGCAAAGGUGUACCUCAUGUGCACAUAAGUAUUUGUUGUACCAGACGCCAGAGAUUGUGAGCUGCAUGGUAAUGCCAGUGAGCCAACGAGACAUUCAGGAGCCGAGAGACAAAAUGUUCAACCCACGACACCAACAACGCCGUGAACUCUUUCUGCGUUGUCGACCCUACAGGGGGGAGCCUCCGGCAGUGGCAGGAUUCCUCCUCUACCCGGACACUCCUGCCAAGAUGGAGACCACGUCACAGGAGGCUUUCUGCUUCAGGCCCGUCCGGCGGCAAGACAGAGCCAAAGGAAACCAUAUCGCCCAGAACACACAGCAGGAGUCCCACUGUCCUCAUGCCACAUCCUCAACACAAACAGGAAGAGGAAACAGCAGCAGCAGCAGCAGGGACGGGGAACCAGGGGAGGGGGCGACAGCGGUGAAAAAUGGACAAAAUACAGAAGAAAUGCAGUCUCAGUAUCAGAAGGAUUUCCCUCCUCAGUCCUCCUGCCGCAGGAGGCGAACGCCAGCCCACCCGCAGCCGGACAACAUCGGCAUCAAUCCGGCCUUCAGGAUCGAGUUUAACACAGUUCAAAGAGAGACUUACCCAGGUUGGACCAUCAUAAACCCCAGGUGUGCCGACAGCCUGAAAGCGGUCUUGUCCGGACAAGCAAACGCGACUUCUGAGAGAUUACUAUGGUAAAAUUCCAUAAUGAAUCCCAGAUUGUUCCUGUGUUAAUGUUAUAAUCAUACAAUACAAUGACAGCAAUAAACAGGAUUUAAUAAAGCAGCAAA
Messenger RNA from Scophthalmus maximus (turbot), 1559 nucleotides. RefSeq lists its product as uncharacterized. Bases 850 to 1467 code for a protein of 205 amino acids. The record is from RefSeq and is a predicted model, not a curated record. Lineage: Eukaryota; Metazoa; Chordata; Actinopteri; Pleuronectiformes; Scophthalmidae. The transcript has 5 exons.